AUGUCUACGGCAUCAUCUUCCUCGUCCCCACUUGUAGGCAAAAAGCUUUUGGGGGUCUUUUCUCCGGAAGUUGCAUCCUAUUUCAUCGCUGGUGGGUGUGCGGGUGCCGCUUCGAGGACGGUUGUGAGCCCUUUAGAAAGAUUAAAAAUUAUCCAACAAGUACAGCCCAAGGGAUCGACGCAGUACAAAGGAGUGUGGAGGAGCUUGGUACGGAUGUGGAAGGAGGAGGGAUUCAAGGGAUAUAUGAGAGGCAAUGGAAUCAACUGCCUGAGGAUCGUUCCCUAUAGUGCAGUGCAGUUUACAACGUAUGAACAACUAAAAAAGUGGUUCACUCGUGGUUCCAGGGAACUUGAUACUCCUAAACGUUUAGCAAGUGGCGCGUUAGCUGGGAUCACUUCUGUUUGCUCCACAUACCCUUUAGACCUCGUACGAGCUCGUCUUUCUAUAGCGACGGCGUCUAUACCUGUGAAUGUCCUACACACCUUACCGAAAGCAAGUGAAAUGCUUGCCUCCGCAGUCCCCCCAAACGCAAAACAACCAACAAAUACACCGAAAUUGACUAAUGCAAUGCAUACUGUCGCUGCCGGAGCUCGAAACUACCACCCGUCGGAACUCACAAUAUGGGGUAUGACGCUGAAAAUCCUUCGAGAAGAAGGAGGGAUCCGCGGUCUUUACCGAGGCUUGGUUGCUACUGCAUUCGGUGUUGCACCUUACGUUGGGAUUAAUUUCGCCGCCUAUGAGGUCCUGCGAGGUGUUUUGACACCCCCUGGCAAGAACUCCGUGGCGAGAAAAUUGUUGUGUGGUGCCUUAGCCGGAUCAAUAUCACAAACGCUGACCUAUCCAUUUGAUGUGCUCCGAAGGAAGAUGCAGGUGGCCGGAAUGAAGUCAAGUGGGCUGGGUAUCAAGUAUACAGGAGCUAUCGAUGCGUUGGUGGGCACUUUGCGGAACGAAGGUGUCACAGGCUUAUACAGGGGCCUCUGGCCGAACUUGUUAAAAGUGGCUCCGAGUAUCGCAACGUCGUUCUUCACGUACGAACUAGUGAAAGAUUUUCUGGUUCCGAGAGACUGA
This is a messenger RNA of Marasmius oreades (fairy-ring Marasmius), 1068 nucleotides long. RefSeq lists its product as uncharacterized. The coding region runs from base 1 to 1068 and encodes 355 amino acids. Gene Ontology annotation, biological process: transmembrane transport. The record is from RefSeq and is a predicted model, not a curated record. Lineage: Eukaryota; Fungi; Basidiomycota; Agaricomycetes; Agaricales; Marasmiaceae. The transcript is spliced from 9 exons.